AUGGGUCCAACACCUAGUAAAUCCCACGUGACUACACAGGUGAUGGGGACGCAUGGUUAUGCUGCUCCUGAGUACGUAGCCACAGGGUUAAGAGUACUUGACGAAAAUCGUCCAGAUGGGAAAGAUAAUUUGGUUGAAUGGGUGAAGCCACUUUUAUUUGACAGAAGGAAGUUGAAGAACAUAAUGGAUUCUCGUCUUGAAGGAAAAUAUCAUUCAAGAUCAGCAAUACACAUAGCUCAGCUUGCUCUAUCAUGUACUGAAAGUGAACCAAAAAACCGACCAUCCAUGCGAGAAAUUGUUGAGAUCCUCGAGCACAUUGAUUCUGUUCAUGAGAAAAAUAGAGAUGUUAUGGUAAAUUCUGGGCAUCGGGCAUCUUCUCGGGCACAGAAAUCUUUGCAAUAUCGUUCUCCAGUUCAUCCAAGACGCGAUCAUUCUCCGAUUCAUCCACUACACACAUUCUCCAAUUCAUCCAAUGCAAAAUCGUCCUCCAAUUCAUCGAAGGCAUAA
Molecule: messenger RNA, 507 nt
Organism: Olea europaea var. sylvestris
Lineage: Eukaryota; Viridiplantae; Streptophyta; Magnoliopsida; Lamiales; Oleaceae
Product: probable serine/threonine-protein kinase PIX13
Exons: 2
Coding region: 1-507 (168 amino acids)
Source: RefSeq, a predicted model, not a curated record